AAGCCGCUAUUCAUGCAAUGAGCCAGAUCUUUAGUGAAGAGGAUACAGAUGCAGUACUACUGAUCGAUGCAAUUAACGCCUUCAAUCAGAUGAACCGGUCAGUAGCCAUGCAUAAUAUCYGGAUUACCUGUAAAGAAAUAUCCUUGUACGUAAUUAAUACUUACAGAAGCCCUUCCAGGUUGUUUAUAUGUGGUGGUGGAGAGAUCCUAUCUCAGGAGGGCACCACACAAGGCGACCCAUUAGCCAUGYCAUGGUAUUCGGUAAAUACAUCCACAAUAAUUCAAACUUUAAGAACUUUUWUUCCUGAUGUAAAGCAGGUGUGGUUAGCUGAUGAUUCUGCGGGAGCAGGAAGAAUUGUCUCUUUAUUUAAUUGGUAUAAAAACCUGGAACAAGAGGGCAAAAAGUAUGGAUAUAUUGUUAAUGGGUCCAAAAGCUGGUUGAUCGUGAAGUCGGAAGCUUUGGCUUUGGAAGCGAAACAGGUAUUUGGAGAAGAGGUUAACGUCACAAGCGAAGGCAAACGUCACCUUGGAGCUGUUAUUGGAUCAAAGAUUUAUAAAGACCAAUUUUGCAACGAGAAAAUCUACAAGUGGAAAGAAGAAUUACAAACCCUCUCAGAGAUUGCAAGSUGCCAGCCACAAUCGGCCUAUAUCGCAUUUACAAAGGGAUACAAAUCCAAGUUUACAUACUUCAUGCGAACAAUUGAAUCUUUUGAGGACUAUACUGAUCCUGUUGAUAAUGUGAUAAAUGAAAUGCUUCUUCCAACGCUUUUCGGUCAAACAGAACCACUACCUGAAGAGCUGAGUAGGCUUUUUACCUUAUCCCCUGCGGAAGGAGGCUUAGGGAUGCCUGCACUAAAAGAACAGGCUCCACAGCAAUAUGCGGCAUCACUUCUAAUAACAGCUUCACACACUGAGGCUAUUAAAACGCAGAGCAAAACGAUGUAUACGACCACAGAAGAUGUGAAAAAACAACAUCAAUCACUAAAAGCUGAAAUCUCUAAAUCGAAAAUGGAUGAAAUCGAUGCAGCAUUACCACCUGACAUACUCCGUCAAGUAACCCAAGCAAGAGACAAAGGAGCAAGCUCAUGG
Messenger RNA from Actinia tenebrosa (Australian red waratah sea anemone), 1088 nucleotides. RefSeq lists its product as uncharacterized. The record is from RefSeq and is a predicted model, not a curated record. NCBI's taxonomy places the organism in Eukaryota, Metazoa, Cnidaria, Anthozoa, Actiniaria, Actiniidae.